Suillus plorans is the source of this 2229-nucleotide messenger RNA. RefSeq lists its product as uncharacterized. The transcript is spliced from 9 exons. Lineage: Eukaryota; Fungi; Basidiomycota; Agaricomycetes; Boletales; Suillaceae. The record is from RefSeq and is a predicted model, not a curated record. Bases 1 to 2229 code for a protein of 742 amino acids.
AUGUUGCAGUGUUGGAAUGGUACUUCAUUUCAGACCACCAUGUUGAAGGCCUUGGGAGUCCGCUUUCAACUUGGGCAUUCUAUUGUCGGACUUGAUUUCUGUGGAUGUGAGUUUGCUCAGCCACACAUCACCCAAUUGCUACAUGUUCGCCUCUUUCCUGCAACUACAGGGGACCCUAAAUCAGCCGCUACAUUUCAUGUACUGGAGUAUUUUCAAAUGCUGUCAUUCGAAUCUAAAGUAUCGGCAUGGGAGUUUUAUAAUAUGAUUGCUCGCCUUACAGAUAACACAGGCACCCGUGUCCUAAAGGAUCGUUAUGAGCCUUUCCUCCGGAUGAUACGUGAAUGGCACUUUAUAAUCCAAAUGAAACACUGCAGCCAGGGUCAUCAUCCUGGAGGCAUUGAAGAAACAAAGGCAGGCGCUUGCGCCAUCUUAUGCCCUGCCUGUCCCCAUCCGAGCAAAAACUUACCUGUUGGGUGGGAAAAUACACCACCGGAAUUCCAAUUUUUGGAUGCAAUAUUCCUUGCUAUUGAUGCAAAUUUCCAACUUGUUUAUCGUAAUGUAUCAUUGGAUGCCAUUGAUCCCAGAUUGAAUCAUGGAUAUGCAUUUUUUGUCGAAGAAACUGCGUACAAGGAUAUCCUGGCUUCACGCAACAGGAAGAGCACAUGUUCUAGUCACUCUGCAGUGAACCUGGCAGAUACGAGGGCUUCUUAUGGACUUGCAGCGACAGGUGCAGGGACUAUUGAUUGUGUGCAGCACAAUUUCAAACACCCUUGUUCAGUUGGUGACUUGCAAAAGGGGGAGAGGUACAUUAACAUGGAUUAUCUAUUUUUUUCAAGCAUGCGUUCCUCACGUGAUGUUCAUGUCCUCAACAUAUCUUAUGAUAUUGCCUGUCAGUGGAACAAAAAACUUUGGUCGCACAUGUUGGCAUUCCCACAUGAGUAUCAUAUCAACCACGACGAAAAGGUCAUCACAUUCUUCGUGCCUAAAUUCCACCUGCUGGCACAUAUCACUAGUUGCCAAACAAAGUUUUCAUUCAACUUUAUCAAGGGUGUUGGGCGAACAGAUGGUGAAGCUCCAGAGCAUGGAUGGGCAGAUAUCAACCCUCUUGCUACCAGUACUCGCAAGAUGGGACCUGGAUCCAGGCGAGACACUAUAGAUGUCCAUUUCAAUGACUGGAAUUGGAAGAAGGAGUCAGACCGCUCUUUGUCAAACCCGUUUGAAAUGAAAGAGAGGACUAGUAUGUGCUGUUUUGUGCUCGAAAAUUUUAUCUCAUUGGGAAUGGAACUGGAGGAUCAGCAACAAUGUGUUGAGUUUGAGGUGAAGAGCAUUGGACAGCAUGCCACUGACACUCAAAAGGUCAAGAUACUUCAGCACAUCAAUGCCCUCUGCUGCAGAAUUGGCACCUGGUCCUGCAUACAACUGUUGUACAUGCCUCAUGUCUCCUGCCUGCAAUCACCUGAUGACAUCACCUCUGAGGACAAGGUCCACAAAAUCAAUCUUUUUCUCCCUUCUUCAUUGCCUUCAAACUUCCCAUGCGACAUUCACUUGCUAAGGUACAAAUGGAAUUUACGUGAGGCACAGGCAAAUGAUGCUUUGACCGACCUUCGCACUGUCAUCAAUAUGACCUACCACCUCUACAACUACAAGGAUGCCUUUGUUCGAGGUCAACAUACGAAUACUCGUGCUCACAGCAUUAUCCAUUUAGCUGAAGGCCGAAUCAGUGCAAUAUCAGCCAAGUACAUCGUUGCCAGAGAUGCGCUCAUAAUACUCACAUCAAAACUAGGUAAGAAUGAUGACUGGCAACGUGUACUGAAGCCACUGGACAGGACGAAAGAUGCUGUCCCACUCAAGCAUGAUGCAGGAAAGACAGUCGGCCAACAAAGUAUUUCAUGGAUAUGGAGAACUGCUGGGGUGUCCAACAAUCAGGAGGAAGGGCUACAAGAUUCAUUACGUGUGGAAUGGUGCAAGGCACGGGCACAGGCUCAUCAGUGGGAUGAGGAAGUACAGCUCCUGCGUGAGGAAAUGCGCCAUGUUCUUGCUUUCCUUGAGUGGCAGGCCGGAUGGUGGGAAGCACAAGGGUCACAAUGCCAAUUUGUCUCACAUGCAUUCACAGAGGGUGCGGUUGCAUAUGCACACCAUCAGGCAAUGCUACGCCAAAGAAUGUCUGCACGGUUCAAGUCAUUGUGGGAAGCUGUCCCCUCAUGGACUGUUGAGCCUUUCAUAGUCUGA